Messenger RNA from Hippocampus comes (tiger tail seahorse), 3573 nucleotides. RefSeq names its product unconventional myosin-Vb-like. The record is from RefSeq and is a predicted model, not a curated record. Lineage: Eukaryota; Metazoa; Chordata; Actinopteri; Syngnathiformes; Syngnathidae. The transcript is spliced from 23 exons. Gene Ontology annotation, molecular function: ATP binding; GTPase binding; cytoskeletal motor activity. Gene Ontology annotation, cellular component: myosin complex. The coding region runs from base 44 to 3442 and encodes 1132 amino acids.
CAGGUGGACAUACAACGACUUCUUCAGCCGGUAUCGUGUGUUGAUGCGCAAGUCGGACAUGUCAUGCCCAGACAAGAAGUUAGUGUGUCAGAAGCUGUUGGAGACCCUCAUCAAGGAAGGCGACAUGUUCCAGUUGGGAAAAAGCAAGAUCUUCUUCCGGGCGGGUCAGGUGGCCUAUUUGGAGAAGUUGCGCGCCGACAAGUUCCGCGCCGCCUGCAUCACCGUCCAGAAGACGGUGCGCGGAUGGCUGCAGAAGGUCCGCUACCAGAAGAUCCGCAAAUCUGUCAUUUUGCUGCAGAGAUACGGGCGAGGAUACCUGGCGCGCAGAUACGCGGAAUACUUGCGCCUGACACGCGCCGCCGUGGUGUGCCAAAAGAACUACCGCAUGGCCAGAGAGCGUCGCGCCUUCCUGAACGUGCGCUGGGCCACCGUCACCAUCCAGGCCUUUGCGCGAGGGAUGUUCACACGCAGGAUCUACCAGGAGUUCUUGCUGCACCACAAGGCGCUGAUCAUCCAGAAGUGCGUCCGCGGCUGGCUGCAGAGGCUCAAGUACCAGCGGAUGUGGCGGGCCGCCGUGGUGCUGCAGUGCGCCUACAGGCGCUCUCGGGCGCUGCGCCAUUUCAAGACGCUCAAGACGGAGGCGCGCUCGACCAAAGGCCUGAAGAAGCUCAACACGGGCAUGGAGAACAAGAUUGUACAGCUACAGAGGAAGAUGGACGACCAGGGAAAGGAGUACCGCGACCAGAAUGAGCAGCUCCUGCGCGCCAAUACCACCCUCGGCACAGAGCUCAGUCGCGUCCAGCAGCAGCUGCAGCACCUGCAGCAGGCGCGCAGCCAGCAGGGAAGCGCCACUCAGCUGACGGCGAUGCGGGCCGAGCUGGAGGCGCUUGGCGUGCAGCUGGACGAGGCCCAGGCCCAGAAGAGCCAGAUGGAGGAGCAGCACCGUACCGAGAAGCUGGUGCUUACUCAGAGGGUGGCUGAGCUGGAGAAGGAAAACGCACUGCUCAAGAGCCAAAAGGAAGAACUCAACCAGAAGAUCAAACAACAGUCGAGCCGCGCCCAAGAGGAUGUGGGAAGCGCGUUGCUGCGCGCCGAGAUGGACGCCGAGCGACGUCGCUACCAAAACCUCCUGAAAGAAUAUUCCAGACUGGAGCAGAGAUACGACAACUUGAAGGAAGAAGUUUCUCUCGGCAAGUUCCAGAUGGGCCACCACCGAACCUCAUCCAAUCAGAGCAGCCUGGAGUCGGACUCUAACUACACGUCCAUCUCCACCUCGGAGGCGGGAGACGCCGACGACGCCCUGCAGCUGGUCGAGGAGAUGGGCGCCGACAAGGCGGCCAUGGACAUCAGCAUCUUCGUCAAGCUUCAGAAGCGCGUGCGAGACUUAGAACAUGAGAGGAAGCGGCUGCAGGCCAGCCUGGACAAAGUCGACGAAGCAGCCAGAAACAAGAACUGCGAGGAGGAGACAGCCAAGCGUCUCAAGAGCGCUGCUGACGCAGAGCAGGAGGCAGCAGACUUGGCCUACAAUAGCCUGAAGCGUCAGGAGCUCGAGUGGGAGAACCAGCAGCUAAAGAACGAUCUCAACGAGUUGCGUCGCAGCGUAGGCGAACGGGCGGCGGACACCGACGCCUCCAAGCAGCUGCGCGAUGGCUACGACAUCCUGAUGAGUCAACUGAAGGCAGCCACCGAGGAGCUGGACGCGCGCAAGGAGGAAGUGGUCAUACUCAGGACGCAGAUCGUCAGCGCCGCGCAGCAACACGACAACAACAAACACGCGCAGGAGAACGAGAGCGUGGAUGAAGUUGACAUGGGGACUCUACCUUCGGACAAAGACCAGGCUCUGAUGGUCUACCAGCAAGUGUGCCAGUCCAAAAAACUCCUCGAGUGCGAGCUUCAGUCUCAGGCACGCCAACAUGGCGAGGAGGUGGAGGCGCUGCGGGCCGAGGUGGAGACGCUGAAGGAGGACGUGGAGAAGAAGCAGGAGGCGCUCAACUACACGACGUCCUUGUCGCCGGAGGCCCUGCUGGAGUACAGCGUGCAGCUGGAGAUCACCAGGCUCACGAACGACAACCUGGACCUGAAGGAGCUGGUGGAGAAACUGGAGAAGAACGAGCGCAAGCUAAAGAAACAGCUGAGGAUCUACAUGAAGAAGGUCCAGGAGCUGGAAGUGAGUCACAGCAGCAGUCGCGCCAGGUCCGACUUGGGUCGCCACGUGACCCUUCAACGCAAGGAGAAAGACUUUGAGGGCAUGCUGGAGUAUGAUCAGGAAGACGAAGUGAUGCUCAUCAAAACGCUCAUCACAGAUAUGCGUCCUAGCAUGUUGUCGGGGACAGUCCCGUGUCUUCCGGCGUACAUCCUCUUCAUGUGCGUCCGCCACGCUGAUUACGUCAACGACGACCGCAAGGUGGAGUCUCUGCUCACCGCCACUAUCAACGCCAUCAAGCGCGUCCUCAAGAGGAACGAAGACUUUGAGACGACUUCCUUCUGGCUGGCCAACACCAGCCGACUCCUGCACUGCCUCAAACAGUACAGCGGCGACGAGGCGUUCAUGGUUCAGAAUACGUCAAAGCAGAACGAGCACUGCCUGAAGAACUUCGACCUGGCCGAGUACCGACAAGUCCUCAGCGACCUGUCCAUUCAGAUCUACCAGCAGCUCAUACGCAUCGCCGAGGCCACCAUACAGCCCAUGAUUGUCUCGGCCAUGUUGGAGAGCGAGAGCAUCCCGAGCCUGGCGGGGGUCAAGCCCGCCGGCUAUCGGAACCGUUCAUCCAGCGUGGACAAGGACGGGAGCGCCGGCAAUCCAGCCGGCGGCUACACGCUACAGGCGCUCAUCCGCCAGCUGGGCCUCUUUGACGGUGUCAUGCGCGACCACGGCCUGGACCCCGAGAUCGCCGGCCAGGUGGUCCGCCAGCUCUUCCACUGCGUCAACGCCAUCACGCUCAACAACAUCCUGCUGCGCAAGGACGUCUGCUCCUGGAGCACCGGCAUGCAGCUCAGGUACAACACGAGCCAGAUGGAGGAGUGGCUGCGUGCUAACAAGUUGUACCAGACGGGGGCAGCGCAGGCACUCUGUCCCAUCAUUCAAGUUGCUCAGCUGCUGCAAGUCAAGAAGAAAACCUCGCAGGACGCCGACGCCAUCUGCUCACUGUGCACUGCCCUCAACUCCCAGCAGAUCGUCAAGAUCCUCAACUUGUAUACGCCGCUCAAUGAGUUUGAAGAGCGCGUCACCGUAUCCUUCAUCAGGAACAUACAGAAGCAACUCCAGGAGUGCGAAGCGGCUGGCGCCACUCAGGAGGGGGGCGUGGCCAAGGAAGCCCCCCAGCUGCUGGUGGACACCAAGCAGACGCUGCCGCUGCUCUUCCCGUACGCGCCGUCCUCGCUGGGCCUGGAGACACUCCACAUUCCCGCUUCGCUGGGACUCCACUUCCUGGUCAGGGUCUGACCUCACAUCUCCGCCAGCGGGAGGUGACCAUUAUUUAUAUGGACGGAUUUCAACGUGAAGAGUUUGGUUGACCUUGAUCACAAGUCAACGUUUGUACUCAUUUUGUAAAAUACAUUCAGUUUGAAACAAGA